Molecule: messenger RNA, 909 nt
Organism: Orbilia oligospora ATCC 24927
Lineage: Eukaryota; Fungi; Ascomycota; Orbiliomycetes; Orbiliales; Orbiliaceae
Exons: 3
Coding region: 1-909 (302 amino acids)
Molecular function (GO): carbonate dehydratase activity; zinc ion binding
Source: RefSeq, a predicted model, not a curated record
AUGCAUUUCUCAACAAUAAUAUCAAUUGCUACCCUCUCUUCGUUAUUCUAUUCCGCCCUAGCAUGCGAGUCGUGUAGUGGGUCCGCAAAGAAACUACACCGCCGUGAAGCGGAAGGUGGGGAGGGUGGAGAGCCAGCAUUCUCAUAUCUCGGUCUUACUGGACCCGUCGAUUGGAACCAGUUUGAAGGCGCCCAAGCAUGUGGUGAUGGAAAGACCCAGUCCCCAAUCAACGUUGUAUCGACAAUGAACACAACUUCUGCCGGAGACAUUGGGGACUAUGCAGAUAUCGGUGCUAGUGGAUUCAACUUUACCAAUACUGGUCAUACAGUCGAAGUUUUCUAUAGGGGACAACCCGCAGUCUUGGGUGGUGUGGAAUAUGAACUUCAGAGAUUCCACUUCCAUACACCCUCUGAGCACAGAUUAGACAAUGAAUGGUUCCCAAUGGAGGUUCACUUUGUUCAUCAAGGUCGAAAUGAUCCAAACAGAUUGGCUGUCGUCGGUCUCUUCAUUGAUACUAAUGAAGAAAAUACAUCGGACCCAAUGAUGAGAAGACUCGCUACUCUUCUCCAGUCGAUCGAAAACCCCGGCGACACCGUCGUUGCCACCCACGUUCCUCUUGCUGGUGUUCGUACCGGUAUCACUGGUGCUAAGAAGUAUACUUACCCUGGCUCCCUCACCACUCCUCCAUGCACUGAGGGAGUGACAUGGUAUGUCAGUAAUACCAUUCUCGACGUCUCAAUCGCCGACUACAAGAUCUUCAAGCGAGUUCUUGGUUACAACUCUCGAAAUCUCCAAACCGGCCCUGGAAAGCAAAACGUUGUCGAAUUUGCUGCCCAGUUCCUUCCUGCCGUUGCCGAGCGAGCUGCUGCUAAGAAACAGAAGAGGACUGCCAGGCGGUUCGCUGCAUAA